AUGCUUCACCAAGGGCACUUGAAAGAAUUGCUAAUCGACCGAGGCAGGACUAACUUCGCUCGAGGAAGUAAACAACACCAGGUACCGCCUAAAUCGCCUUCACCAACUCACACCAUUCAAAUGAUCAGCGGAGGCGGCGACGACAUAUCGAUCGACAACGUAAAAUUCACCACAACCCACAAACUCAAGCGGUUGAUCACUCAUGAACGGUAUGACAAACUCGAAGAAAGUAUCAACUUCAAUAAGUCGGAUACUCACAGUUUGGUUUUCCCUCACUAUGGCGCCCUCGUUAUCACUUUACGAUUAUUAGAUACAGAUAUAAGACGUAUUAUGGUGGACGAUAGGAGUGGUGCGUGCAUUAUCCACCCUCGAGUACUUGCACAGAUGAAACUUGAGGAUAACAUAAUGCCACGUUGCAUCACGCUAACAGGUUUUAACAAUGCAGUUGAACGAAUAUUUGGAUAA
Messenger RNA from Nicotiana tabacum (common tobacco), 465 nucleotides. The record is from RefSeq and is a predicted model, not a curated record. NCBI's taxonomy places the organism in Eukaryota, Viridiplantae, Streptophyta, Magnoliopsida, Solanales, Solanaceae.